AGAUGCCCUAAAGCGUCCAGCCUCUGACCGCAGACACCACUGACCAUCCAUCAUGUUCCGCUUAAUAAUUGUGUCGCUUUUAUUAACUGCAGUGAACGCCAGCUGCAAAAGGAACAGCAACGAAUGCCCUUUGGAUGUCUUCAUUGUUCUGGACACGUCAGAGAGUGUGGCACUCCGAGAAAAACCGUAUGGCUUCUUUGUUGAAAAGAUCAAGAGGUUUGCACUUGACUUAGUGGAGCAGAUGAGCAGCAGGUACUACCGGUGUGAUCGACGGCUGACUUGGAACGCUGGCCUCCUCCACUACAGUGAUGAGGUGAUUGUCAUGAGCGAGCUCACCAGUGUGGAACACAAGAAGUCACACAUGAGUCGCAUUAUUAACAGUGUGGCAUACAUCGGCAAAGGCACCUACACCGACUGUGCGAUUGCAACGGCAGCAGAGCAGCUGACAAUGGGAAGCGUUCCCUUCGAUGGAAACAAGUACAUGGUGGUUGUGACAGACGGAUAUCCUAUCGAUGGCUACAAAGAGCCCUGCGGAGGAGUCAGCCACGCCGUCACCGAAGCCAAGGGACUGGACAUUAAAAUAUUUGCAGUGGCCAUCACUCCAGAUCACCUGGAGGAGAGAAUGGGCGUCAUAGCCACAGACACUCGCUACAGGUACAAUCUGUCAGCAACGAGCGAAGACCCGGCGGUCAUGAGGGGCACCAUCAACAGCAUCAUUUCCACCAUUGUAAGCCUUUACAAUGAGUCAUCGUGCUGCUCCUUCGAAUGUAAGGCUGAGUCUGGAAUUAUGGGACCAACUGGAGAACCUGGUGCCCCGGGGAAGAAAGGUGAUCAUGGCCCACCUGGACAUCAAGGAGAAAAGGGUAACAAAGGGUCUCCUGGCAUCCGGGGUUCAAGGGGAGCACCUGGACAAAAGGGAGAUAAAGGAGUCGCUGGGAUUGACGGCAGACCUGGAGCCAUGGGCGAACCAGGAGUGAGGGGCUUACCAGGCUGUAAAGGAGAUGAAGGACCAGACGGAGAUCCUGGCACUGCGGGUCAAAAAGGAGACCAAGGGUCAUUUGGACAGAAAGGACAGAAGGGUGAUGGAGGUCUGCCUGGCUCUGCAGGAUGGCCUGGUGUAUCAGGAUCAGCUGGACCCAAGGGAGAUCCCGGGCUGAGAGGCGUCAAAGGAGCCCCCGGUGACCACGGAGAUGAUGGCGACUUAGGACCUGCAGGACCUGCUGGGGCAAAGGGUGAAAAAGGAGAGCCAGGACUGCAGGGUCCACCCGGACCUCGAGGGUCACAAGGCGACAAGGGAACUGCUGGUCCUCCGGGGUCCCAAGGACAUGAAGGGCUCACUGGCGAUCCCGGAUCUCCGGGCUCGGCAGGGACCAGAGGGUUAAAAGGAUAUAAAGGAGAGCCUGGAGUCCCGGGGCCUCAGGGAGUUAAAGGCUUAAAAGGAGCCCUCGGACCACCAGGAGAGGUGGGGCCAACUGGAGAAAGGGGGGAUGAAGGGUCACUUGGCCAAGGAGUAACUGGCUAUCCUGGAUUUCAGGGAUUCCCAGGACCCCGAGGCCAAGUUGGACUAAAGGGUACUAAAGGUUUCACUGGACUGAAGGGUGAGCCAGGACCACCUGGAGACAGAGGAGAAGAUAAUUACCUUCCCGGAAAAGAAGGCCCAGCAGGGCCAAAGGGUUACCCAGGACAUCAAGGUGAAAAUGGGUUAACAGGAAUGACCGGACCUUCAGGGCCAAAUGAAUGUGAAAUGCUGGAAAUCAUCAAGAAUCUCUGUUAUGUUGAAUUUGUGGUGUCACCAGUAGUUCUGCCGCAGUGUGAUCCCUUCAGUCGGUUAACGCCUGACACUUGUGCUGUCCCUCUGAUUCCUGCAGAGUGUGACUGCGGCCCGGUGGACCUGCUGUUUGUGCUGGACAGCUCCGAGAGCAUCGGCCUGCAGAACUUCACCUUGGAGAAGGAGUUUGUCAUCCGGGUCAUCAGUAAGAUCACACAGAACGGGAAGAGCAAGAUUUCACAAAAGUCCACUUUUCAAGUGAUCCAGUACAGCCAUCAUGGCACUCGGCAACUCGUUGACCUGAGCGGCCCCCGGAAAUCUGUGGCCGAGCUGAAAAGAGCCAUCAAGAACAUGCCUUGGAUUGCUGGAGGGACCUUCACUGGUGAAGCCCUGGAUUUCGCUGCCCAAUCCUUUGCCAAAUCGUCCUCAUCGAACAAAGUGGCUGUAGUCCUCACUGACGGCAGGUCCGACUCCAGAGACCCCAAACCGAUCUCAGCCCUCUGCAAGGUGGCCGGCAUGAGAGUGUUUGCCAUUGGAGUAGAGGACAUAUUUAGAAAAACGUCAGAUCAUCGUGCACUCCAGGAAAUCAGCUGCAAAACCACUGCAAGCCCUGGGAUGUACGUGAAUGUCGCCGACUACGCCGAACUUCUGGAGGAAGCCUUACUACAGAAUGUCACGAGGUUUGUCUGUCAGGAGCUGACGUGUCCAACAUAUUCCUGUCCAGCUCGAUUUAAGGAGCCGACGGACAUCAUAAUGGUGAUGGAUGGGUCAGCCAGUGUGGGAAAGAAGAACUUUGAAAUGACAAGACACUUCGUGGAGAAGGUAGCAGAAAAAGUUCUUCCUGAGCACUCCGGCCAGGGUUGGUUCCUCAGACUAUCUGUUGUCCAGUUCAGUGGCACACAACAGCAAAAGGUGGAAGUGCCGUUUACCAGCCAGCUCAGAGAUGUGCACCUUGGGGUAAAGGCAAUGGGGUAUCUUGACCAAGCCACCGAUCUCCCUGCUGCCUUGACUUUCCUGCAGGAACUGAUGAGAAGGGAGGGUCGGCCCAAUGCGAGGAAGAAGGUGGUGUUCUUCUCGGAUGGCCGGUCUACCUCUGCGGUCCAAGCUCAGAUCCCUGAGAGAGCAGCCGCUGCCUUAAAGGAGAACCUUGAAUUCUUUGCCGUGACCUUUGGUAGCGAUUUUGAAGAAAGGGGAAUCAGCCAGCUGGUUACGGGACAAGCCGGUAACUUCAACUAUACGAAAGUCGAGGAACGGGUGUUUCGACUUUCACAAUACCCUGAUUUGACUAAAGCUGUAGUGAUGGAGAACUUCAUUAAAAGGCUGGCAGAGGCCUAACGUGUACCCACCUCUGUCCUGCCAGUCCUUCACUGUCACAGCCUUCUGUCUCAUCCUCUGCAGUGAGCUGUAGGAUGGAAAAAAAAAAAAUGAUUCGAAAUUUCUUCUAUAGUUCCCUUCACCAUGUACACCAAUAUGAAGUGCUUUACACAGGUGUACAGUUCAUGUUAAUAAGAGAAAUUAGAGAAUUGAUCAAUACUAGAUUUAUAUGAAAGGCGCUAUAGACAGGUAGAACUUAGAUUAACACUUUACCAGAAGCUUGAGAAAAACAGAAAUAUGAUAACAAACCAAAACUCAAUAAACGUACCCGAGAACGCCUGCCUUGGACAAUAAGAGAGCUGCUAACAGGUCUGUAGGUGACAGUAAGAUGGGCUCAGCCCUACCCACUUGUGACAUUGGGACAGGGCAGAGCCACCUGGUUACGUCCACAAACAGAACUCGCUCACAGACGUUGGCUCCUGCUAACGUUCCCCUGGUUGGAGUCCCCAGCAUUCAUCACUGAGUGAAUAAUUUCUAUUGCGGAGUUGAUAAACGCGUCACCAGCGGGAUGUAACUUAUCUCCUGUGGCAGUAACGUAGAUCAGUCGUCAGCAUUUCAAUGCCUGGAUGACAUAUUUUAGUUGUAAUUAUCAAAAAGUACAGGCGAUUUGAAAAUUACGCGGCCACCUCAACACAUAGGAGCUGACACAAUACAACACGUUUGCAAUGCCUUAUGGGUAGUCUGAACAUGCACGGCAUGCAGCGGUCUGCCGUUAGCAUAGUUGAAGCAAAGCUCAAAUGAACAUGGAUGCUCCACUGCGGAACUGCACUAUCGUUGAACAAUAUCCCGUUGUGAGAUUUCCCUGUGCAGGAUGUUCAUGGUUUAGUUUGAAUAUUGAAGCUUUGUAGUUUAGAGAAGCCAUAUUGUGUACUGUUGUCAAGGUCACGUUUCUAGGGGUGUGGUCUCAGGGGUCGUGAUCUUGCAGACAGCAUAAAAGGUCCACCUUUUGCUCUGAGCUUUAUCCAAUCUGCAGAUAUAAUCGUAAUUUUCCGCAGCCACACAAAGCAUUCUGCUCACGUCUCCCAUGUUCUCUCCCAACUGCACUGGUUACCACUUCCAUCCAAAUUCAAGAGUCUGCUUCUCCCUCAUCACAGCCUUAUAUGACCUUUGCCCGCCUCUACGUCACUCCGCUCCUUACACUCCUCGUCGCUAUCUUGGGUCUCCUUACUGUCCCACACACCAGAGUCUCCACCCUGGCGGGCAGCUCCUUCAGUGUGAUGGCCCCUCUUCCUCAGUCUCUCCGAGUUUGCUCCUCUUUCU
This is a messenger RNA of Erpetoichthys calabaricus (reedfish), 4402 nucleotides long. Its product is annotated as collagen alpha-1(VI) chain-like. The record is from RefSeq and is a predicted model, not a curated record. The coding region runs from base 53 to 3103 and encodes 1016 amino acids. NCBI's taxonomy places the organism in Eukaryota, Metazoa, Chordata, Cladistia, Polypteriformes, Polypteridae. The transcript is spliced from 34 exons.